UGAAAGAGUAGCAACAGUUGAACCCUUGUGUUUCGUUCCUUCUUUCCCUCAACGAACCAUUUCCAUUCACAAAUUUCAAAUGUUGCUGAGGCGUUUCUCAUUUCAAUCCCCGUCGAAUUACAUUCCUCCCUCAACCCUAAUUCGGCACCGCCUCUUAAGCUCCAACCAAAACGACGACGUACAGAAAGUCUUCGGCAUACUCAGUAGCACCUCCACACCGGAACAGCUGAAACAAUCCCUCAAAUCAAGCGGCGUUUUCCUCUCCAACGACGUAAUCGACCAAGUCCUGAAACGCGUCCGCUUCAGCCACGGUAACCCCUCCCAAACCCUCGAGUUUUUCCGUUACACCGGCAGAAGAAAAGGGUUUUACCACUCCUCGUUUUCCCUCGACACCAUGCUCUACAUCCUUGGCAGAAGCCGCAUGUUCGGCCAAGUUUGGGAGCUCCUAAUCGAAGCGCGUCGGAAGGACCAAACGGCCAUAACGGCGCGCACCGUUAUGGUCGUGUUGGGCAGGAUCGCCAAAGUGUGUUCCGUUAGGCAAACGGUGGAGUCGUUUAGGAAGUUCAGGAAGCUGGUGCAAGAGUUCGAUACUAACUGUUUUAACGCUCUUUUGAGAACGCUGUGCCAGGAGAAGAGCAUGGCCGAUGCUAGAAACGUGUAUCAUAGUUUGAAGCAUAGGUUUCGUCCAAAUUUGCAUACUUUUAACAUUCUUCUUUCCGGGUGGAAGACCCCUGAGGAUGCUGACUUGUUCUUUAAGGAGAUGAAGGAAAUGGGAGUGACGCCUGAUGUUGUUACGUACAAUAGUUUGAUGGAUGUUUAUUGCAAGGGGAGGGAAAUUGAGAAGGCCUAUAAGAUGCUUGAUGAAAUGCGUGACCAGGAUUUUUCGCCGGAUGUGAUCACGUAUACUUGUAUCAUCGGUGGAUUGGGGUUGAUUGGACAGCCUGAUAAGGCUAGGAAUGUUUUGAAGGAGAUGAAGGAGUAUGGGUGUUACCCUGAUGCUGCGGCUUACAAUGCUGCCAUCAGGAACUUUUGCAUUGCAAAGAGGCUUGGUGAUGCUCAUGGGUUGGUGGAGGAGAUGGUGACCAAGGGUUUGAGUCCGAAUGCAACGACUUACAAUUUGUUCUUUAGGGUUUUUUACUGGUCCAAUGAUUUGCAGAGCUCUUGGAACAUGUACCAGAGGAUGAUGGUUGAGGGGUGCCUUCCGAACACGCAGUCUUGUAUGUUCUUGAUAAGGUUGUUUAGGAGGCAUGAGAAGGUGGAGAUGGCGCUGCAGUUCUGGGGUGACAUGGUGGAGAAGGGUUUUGGGUCAUAUACAUUGGUUUCUGAUGUGCUGUUUGAUUUGCUUUGUGAUAUGGGGAAGUUGGAGGAAGCAGAGAAGUGUUUCUUGGAGAUGGUUGAGAAGGGGCAGAAGCCAAGUCAUGUGUCGUUUAGGAGAAUCAAGGUUCUCAUGGAACUAGCGAAUAGACAUGAGGCCCUUCAGAGCUUGAUGCAGAAAAUGGCCAUGUUUGGGCGACCACUCCAAGUGGAUCAAAGUACGGUGAACCCAGCUGAGACGUCAGAUUCUCUCUUUACUAAAAGUUAGAACUGAUGAUGGCAAAAUGAAAGGAAGAGCCAGGGGUCUUGAACUGUGGCAGAAGUUGUAGGAAACAUGACCCAGAGACCAGUUAUGCCUUUUGGAAUGAGUUGUGAAAUGUGUCCGAAGAUUCAAGAAAAAUAGCUCAGAUAAGACGGUUGAACAGUUAUUUGGGUGAGUCAGUAUAGCAAAGAUUAGGCAUUCUAAGUAAUGGGGGAGUUUAUUGGCUCCACUGAGACUAAUCAGGAUCAGCUGUUUGCUCGAAUUGUCGCCUAUGCUUUCCAGGAAUAAAAUGCGCACAAGUUGUCGAGCAUUUUGCAGAAUAGAACUGUUUGGAAGUGGUAAGCUUGCAUGUUACUGUCAUUCCUUUGGUAAUCUGUUACUCUUCUGGGAACUCUUACUCCAAGCAUACAAUCAUGUUCAUCAGGACUUGGGAGGUCAGGAACUAACGAGGUUCUGAUAGUUAGUAUUGGCCUUUAGACGUUGUUUUUUCCUUUCAAAACCUGUAAGAAGUUUUCCAAAGUUUGAAUUCGAUGGCUUUUUAUGAUCAACUUUACAACCUGGAAAUUUGAAGAUUUGGAUCCUUUCUUGUAAACCAAUCUGUGUGUAUAAACAAUGUGAUCACUUGUCAUGGACCCCCUUCAUACCAACUACCAACAUGAAGUUUCAGUGAUACUUUCCUUUUUGUGUAAACCUUCUCUGUAUACCUACCUGGUUGUUUAAACUAUUACCAUUCUCCAGUUUGAGUCUUUGUUUUUGUCCCCAAUUCAACACAAAUGAAAAUGAUCUUAAAUCGUUUAACACCUGCGUUGAGGUAUCUUGAAGAUGGAUGAGGUGAUCAAAAGCUCA
Molecule: messenger RNA, 2422 nt
Organism: Glycine soja
Lineage: Eukaryota; Viridiplantae; Streptophyta; Magnoliopsida; Fabales; Fabaceae
Product: putative pentatricopeptide repeat-containing protein At1g02420
Exons: 1
Coding region: 80-1582 (500 amino acids)
Molecular function (GO): protein binding
Source: RefSeq, a predicted model, not a curated record